AUUAUAAGUCGCCGCGCGAGGAGGUACAUGUAAAAAACUUUCUUGCUCUAUUAAGUAUCUCUUUCUGUUAAAGUCAUGGCUUUCUACGGGGAUUCGGCGACCGCUCAGAUAGCGCUGACCACGUUCUUCAGCUUUCUUGUAGUAACAGACCUAAUCGGGAACACCCUGGUCAUACUAGUUAUCGUCACCAACAAGACGGCGCGAACCCCAAUGAACUUUCUCCUCAUCAACCUUGCUGUGGCUGACAUGAUGGUGGCGAUAUUCAUAGCUCCGAGGUUUCUGUUUAUGAAUGCCAUAAACCACCCUGAAGGCCUAGCAGGAACCAUCAUCUGUAAACUCAUUACCGGGGGGAACUUCUCUUGGACGGGGGGAGCUUGUUCUGUGUUCACUCUGGUCGCGAUUGCCUUUGAGAGGUACUACGCCGUUAUGUAUCCCUACAACGACAAAGGGAAAAUGUCAAUCAAGAAGCUGCGCUACAUUUUCAUUGGUGUAUGGCUCGGAGCCGCUGUUCUUAACUUGCCUCUCUUCUUGACCAUAUACUACGAGGCUAGCAAGCAUUUUUGCUUCGAGUACUGGCCACCAGAUUUACCUUGGCUUCCAAUUGCGUACGCGUCUGUAUGGUGGGCGGCCGCAGGCGUCUUUCCUAUCUUCAGCAUGGCCUUCCUCUACACAAGAGUCGUUUACAAUUUGUGGUUUAAGCGUAGCGAGUCUGGGAACCCUGCUCAGCAAGCCGUCAUCAGGUACCGCAAGCGGGCGACCAAGAUGGUAAUCACGGUAAGCGUGAUCUACGCGUUCUGUUGGCUUCCUAUACUCACCACAUAUAUGUUAAGCUACGCUCAUCCCCAGUUCAAGUACGGUGAUGUAACGCACAUUGCCACCAUUGGUUUGUCUACCCUCAACUCGUCCGUCAACCCUCUGGUGUAUACAUUCCAAAAUGUGCGAUUCCGCAAACUGCUCAAGGAUCUAGUGUGCUGUAAGCAGUCUAGGAACAGAAUAGAUACUAGCGGCACAACGAACACGUCACACACGGCCAGAAAACGCUCCACCGUUAGAGCUAAUGAAAUUUCACAAGGGAUAUGCGAGGAUGCAUUCCUUAGUGAUGUGCCACAAGAGAAUUACGAAGGGCCCCUUGCUAGUGAUGUACCACAAGUGAAGUACGAAGGACCCCUUGCUAGUGAUGUACCACAAGAAAAGGACGAAGGGCCUCUUGCUAGUGGUGUGCUACAAGUGAAGUACGAAGGGCCCCUUGCUAGUGAUGUACCACAAGUGAAGUACGAAGGGCCCCUUGCUAGUGAUGUACCACAAGUGAAGUACGGAGAACCCCUUGCUAGUGAUGUACCACAAGAAAAGAACGAAGGGCCUCUUGCUAGUGAUGUGCUACAAGUGAAGUACGAAGGGCCCCUUGCAAGUGAUGUGCCACAGGUGAAGCACGAAAGGCCCCUUGUUAGUGAUGUACCACAAGUGAAGUACGAAGGGCCCCUUGCUAGUGAUGUACCACAAGUGAAGUACGAAGGACCCCUUGCUAGUGAUGUACCACAAGAAAAGGACGAAGGGCCUCUUGCUAGUGAUGUGCCACAAGAGAAUUACGAAGGGCCCCUUGCUAGUGAUGUACCACAAGUGAAGUACGAAGGACCCCUUGCUAGUGAUGUACCACAAGAAAAGGACGAAGGGCCUCUUGCUAGUGGUGUGCUACAAGUGAAGUACGAAGGGCCCCUUGCUAGUGAUGUACCACAAGUGAAGUACGAAGGGCCCCUUGCUAGUGAUGUACCACAAGUGAAGUACGGAGAACCCCUUGCUAGUGAUGUACCACAAGAAAAGAACGAAGGGCCUCUUGCUAGUGAUGUGCUACAAGUGAAGUACGAAGGGCCCCUUGCAAGUGAUGUGCCACAGGUGAAGCACGAAAGGCCCCUUGUUAGUGAUGUACCACAAGUGAAGUACGAAGGGCCCCUUGCUAGUGAUGUACCACAGGUGAAGUACGAAGGGCCCCUUGCUAGUGAUGUACCACAAGAAAAGAACGAAGGGCCUCUUGCUAGUGAUGUGCUACAAGUGAAGUACGAAGGGCCCCUUGCAAGUGAUGUGCCACAGGUGAAGCACGAAAGGCCCCUUGUUAGUGAUGUACCACAAGUGAAGUACGAAGGGCCCCUUGCUAGUUGCCACAGGUGAUGUACGAAGGGCCCAUUGCUAGUGAGGUGCAGUAGUUGUCCUAUGUCAAGAUGAAACAUUAUUUUGUAUAUAACAAAUUCAAAUGUCGGCAAAGAAAGGUACAGCACCAUCAGUCAGGAUCUGGCUUUUCAACAUCGCGUUAGUGACCAACAUUUGCUUUUGCGUAAUGGGACAAGAUUUAUUGCAAAUGAGACUAGUACAAGCCCCAAGUAGCUUACACAAAAACAAAACGUCUUUCUUUGAUCUUUUUACCCCUAUAAUCUGUACGGGGCUUUAUGGAGAGAUUAAUGAAAUCGCUUGCUGACAGCUACAGCUGAAAAGCCAGAUGUUUCCUGAACCGCACUUUGUAUAAAAAGUCAUGAUUGAUUGAUUUUCUAUGUCAAAUUUAAAUAAUCUAAGGCAAGACUGUGUUACAAGUAAAAACAAACCCAAUCCAA
Molecule: messenger RNA, 2600 nt
Organism: Nematostella vectensis (starlet sea anemone)
Lineage: Eukaryota; Metazoa; Cnidaria; Anthozoa; Actiniaria; Edwardsiidae
Product: somatostatin receptor type 3
Exons: 2
Coding region: 76-2163 (695 amino acids)
Biological process (GO): G protein-coupled receptor signaling pathway
Cellular component (GO): membrane
Molecular function (GO): peptide binding; G protein-coupled receptor activity
Source: RefSeq, a predicted model, not a curated record